AUGAGCUCCUCAGUCAGGCCUCCUCGGACCUUGGCUUUUGGAUACACUAGGCCAGGUUCUUCAGUGGAUCCUUCAGUGGAUCCUUCUGUAAAUUCUUCAGUGGAUACUUCAGUAGAUUCUUCUGUAGAGUCUUCAGUAGAUUCUUAUGUAGAAUUUUCAGUGAAACCUCCAGAGGAUCCUUCUGUAGAUUCUUCAGUGGAUCCUUCGGUAGAUUCUUCAGUUGAUCCUUCUGUAGAUUCUUCAGUGGAUCCUUCAGUGGAUCCUUCUGUAGAUUCUUCAGUUGAUCCUUCUGUAGAUUCUUCAGAGGAUCCUUCAGUAGAUUCUUCAGUUGAUUCUUCAGUGGAUCCUUCUAUAGAUUCUUCAGUGGAUCAUUAUGUAGAUUCUUCAGUGGAUCCUUCUGUAGAUUCUUCAGAGGAUCCUUCAGUAGAUUCUUCAGUUGAUUCUUCAGUGGAUCCUUCUAUAGAUUCUUCAGUGGAUCAUUAUGUAGAUUCUUCAGUGGAUCCUUCUAUUCUUCAGUGA
This is a messenger RNA of Eriocheir sinensis (Chinese mitten crab), 519 nucleotides long. RefSeq lists its product as uncharacterized. The record is from RefSeq and is a predicted model, not a curated record. NCBI's taxonomy places the organism in Eukaryota, Metazoa, Arthropoda, Malacostraca, Decapoda, Varunidae. Bases 1 to 519 code for a protein of 172 amino acids. The transcript has 3 exons.